AUGCAUAGGUCAGGGGAGAUCCCCUUGAUAUCAUCUAGAGUUUGGGGGUGCCAACUCGAGCUCGAGUUGGCUUACAACACUAGACAUCAACGAGGGAGGCGUCUAAGUGUUGGAGGACUCAUCACACCUAUCUUGUGUGCUGCUGGAGUGAACCCAACUGAUAAGAGAGCCACUGAACCAGGUUGGAUGGACAUCAAGUUUUGCAAGACCAACCUUCUCAUUGAGCACAAGGAGUUGGAUGGGAGAUUCCAAUUCAAGUUCACACAUCCAUUGGCUUGGACCCUCCAAGUUCUCCUACCUAACCCAGAGCUCACCACAGUAGCAAGGGGUGAGAACAUUGACUUCAGACCCCCUGUGUACACAUUAGUUGGGCAUGAGGAUGAUGCGAGAAGAGGAGCCUGA
Messenger RNA from Microthlaspi erraticum, 402 nucleotides. NCBI's taxonomy places the organism in Eukaryota, Viridiplantae, Streptophyta, Magnoliopsida, Brassicales, Brassicaceae. The record is from the annotation of a GenBank genome assembly.